Molecule: messenger RNA, 873 nt
Organism: Cladophialophora psammophila CBS 110553
Lineage: Eukaryota; Fungi; Ascomycota; Eurotiomycetes; Chaetothyriales; Herpotrichiellaceae
Exons: 3
Coding region: 1-873 (290 amino acids)
Source: RefSeq, a predicted model, not a curated record
AUGGUCCUCCUCACUUCUUUUCGGAUCUUCUGCUGGGCUCUUGCGGCGAGUUACGCCCUUGCCCAAGAUCAUGGAGAAGAAUAUGAGAAAACAAUGGGCCCAGUCGCCUUCCUGUGGCCGCCUGAUCGUGAAUGGGGUGCUGCUCAAGAUAAUACAGUCCCUUGUGGUUCGGCUGCAUCGGUUGUGAACAGAACCGAAUUUCCUUUGCUCAACGGCCACAUCGCGCUCGUCGCCCAAGACGAAUCCUGGUCCAUCCAAGUAGCGAUCUCUCAUAAAAACGAUCCGACAUCGAACGAUGAUUUUGAGACCGUGAUUGCAGCCACGAGAAUCCCAGAACUCAAUGAGGGGCAUCAGUGCUACCCGAUUCCCAAUCCAUCGGCCGACAUCGAGGCUCUCUCCAAUGCAACAUUGCAAAUUCGAUAUACUUCGGACUUUGAAGACGACAGAAAUGAGACGUACUAUGCAUGCGCGGAUAUUACUUACGUACCGACCAGCCAAUUCACCUACCAAGUGCCAUGCUUCAAUGCCACUGUUGAUGAUUUCAACAUUACUGAUUCUGAUCCUGAUUCAACUUCUUCGGAUUCGGCAGCUGGAGCAACCGCAACAUCAGAAGCCACGGGAGAUAUGGAAGACACGGAAUCAUCGUCUUCAGGUUUGUCUGGAGGCGCGAUUGCCGGUGUUGUUGUCGGGGUUGUGGUAGGAGUUGCUGCUUUCCUUGGUGUGAUCUUUUUCAUGUGGCGUCGCAGCCAGCGGAAGCGUCGACUUCGUCAACAGGAGGCUUCCCUGAGGAAUGUGAAAUGGGAAGACCAUCAUCAAGGGAGCGGACCGGGAUCGCAGGCUUCAGGCGGUGAUAUUGCCCUCAGGAAGCUUUAG